AUGGAAGGGGUGUUCAUUCGAAGUCAUUGUUACAAGGAAGAUCAAGUCAUGUUUGCCACGGGGCAACUUUUACGAAGGGCUAAAGAUUGGUGGGACUCGUAUAGUAAGGAGAUCGGAGAGAAUCGAGUUCAAACUUUGACUUGGCAAGAAUUCAAACAACCUUUUAUCAAGUACCAUUGUCCACAAUCAGCGGUGGAUCGAAUCCAAGAAGACUUUCUCCGACUCCGACAAAGAGAUGAAUCUGUCAAUGAGAUCACGAACACCUUCCUUGAUCAACUGAAGUUUUGUGAAGAGAUAGUUGGAACGGAGAGAAAGAAGAUUAUCCGUUAUCAUGGCAUGCUUAAGGCUGAAAUUCGGGAGUUCAUAACUCCUUCAAAAUGCGAAACUUUGGACGAGAUCAUUGAUCUAGCGAGGGAUAGGGAAAUUGAAAUAAAGAGGCAAGACGAACGUGGAGAGAAAAGGCAAGUCGAGAAGGGGUCAACGCAAGGUUCUUCUAAGAAACCCAAGACGCACGAUCAAGGAAAGAAAGAAGCUCCCAAAGGCGGGUUUCCACGAUGCAAGACAUGUGGAAAACCCCAUUCCGGCGAAUGUUUAUUGGGAAGGAAGGGGUGUUACAAUUGUGGACAAGAAGGGCAUCCGUACUAUAACUGUCCGAAUCCCAAAAGGGUAUGCUACAAUUGUAACGAAUCGGGCCAUGUGAAAGCUGAAUGCCCAAAGCUUAAACAAGGGGUGAAGAAGGAAGGAAAGAAAGAAGAACCCGCGAAAGCUAAGGGAAGAAUGUUCCACAUCUCCACGGAAGAAGCAAGGGCUCACCCGAAUGUGUUCUCAGGUAUCUAUAUGAUAAACUCUAUACCCACUUAUAUAUUAUUCGAUACCGGAGCUAGUAGAUCAUUUAUUUCUAGUGAGCUUGCACGUUUCCCUUUAUUCACGAUAGAAAGAAUGUGUACACCUCUCGAAGUAGAAAUUGCCGAUUGUAAGAGUUACCUUUUGCACGAAAUAUGUAGAGGUUGUAGAAUCACUAUAGAUGAUGAAGAUUUUGAUAUUGAUUUGAUUCCCAUGGUUUUAGGAGAAUUUAAAGUAGUAGUAGGUAUGGAUUGGUUAUCCCGUUAUCAUGCGGAAAUUUUAUGCGAAAACAAAAUUAUUUAUGUGACAUCCCCUAAAGGGAAACGGGUAACCAUUCAUGGGGAAAGGGAAGUAGGGGCUAAAUUGUGUACUAUCUUGGAAGCAAUUAAGUACGUGAGGAAUGGAAGUAAAGCAUUUUUAGCCUAUGUUGUCGAUACCAAGUUAGGAGUUUCAAAAAUUGAAGAUACUAAGAUAGUGAAUGAAUACCCGGAUGUAUUUCCGGACGAAUUGCCGGGACUUCCACCCGAGCGGGAAGUCGAGUUUCGUAUCGAAUUAGAACCAAAUGCCAAACCGGUAGCCAAAGCCCCUUACCGGUUGGCACCCGCGGAAGUACAGGAAUUAAUGGUCCAAUUACAAGAACUUCUUGACAAGGGUUUCAUACGCCCUAGCGUGUCCCCGUGGGGAGCGCCUGUUUUGGAAGUGCAGUUUUUAGGACACGUAAUUAACGAAAAGGGGAUUUUGGUGGAUCCCUCUAAGGUGGAAGCUGUGAUGAAAUGGGUACCCCCGAAAAAUGUUAGUGAAGUAAGAAGUUUCCUAGGUCUAGCCGGCUAUUAUCGGAGGUUUAUCCAAGACUUCUCCAAAAUAGCCCUUCCUUUAACUAAACUGACAAAGAAAGAAGAAAGGUUUGAAUGGAAUGAAGAUCAACAGAAAGCUUUUCGAAUGUUAAAGGAGAAAUUGUCAAGUUCUCCCAAAGAUCUCAAUAUGAGGCAACGGAGCUGGUUGGAAUUGAUUAAAGAUUAUGACUGUGACAUUCUUUACCAUCCGGGUAAAGCUAAUGUUGUGGCGGAUGCACUUAGUCGGAAGGAAUACCCACCACCUAUUCGAGUGAAAUCAAUGAGAAUGAUAGUUACCCCAAACCUUCUCGAAACGAUACGCGAGGCGCAAGAUAAGUCCUUAAAUGUUGGUGAUCUGAAAAGUGAAAGAACGAAAGGGUUUGAAAAUGAAUUUGAAGUGAACGCAAGUGGGUUAAGAACGAGGUUUGCGCGGAUUUGGAUACCGCGACACUGUGAGGCGAAGACCUUAUUAUUGGAAGAAGCACACAAGUCCCGUUACUCGGUUCAUCCGGGAGCCACUAAACUGUACCGAGAUUUGAAAGAAAAUUUUUGGUGGCCGGGAAUGAAACGCGACAUUGUUAAGUAUGUAUCUAAAUGCUUGACAUGUUCCCAAGUUAAGGCGGAACAUCAAAAACCAUACGGGAAAUUGCAACCCUUAGAAAUUCCGGUAUGGAAAUGGGAAAAUAUAGCCAUGGACCUUGUAACUAAACUGCCGAAGACAAAGAAAGGGCAUGACGCAAUAUGGGUCAUUGUCGACCGCCUUACUAAAAGCGCCCAUUUUCUACCCAUUCGGGAGACUUUUUCCUCGGAAAGGUUAGCGGAAAUUUAUGUGAAUGAGAUUGUUUCUCGCCACGGUGUACCGGUGUCUAUUGUUUCAGACCGGGAUACGCGAUUCACCUCCCGUUACUGGCGAAAAUUUCAUGAAGGAAUGGGUACCCAAUUGCAUGUGAGUACCGCAUACCACCCACAAACAGAUGGCCAAUCCGAACGAACGAUUCAAACUCUCUUAGACAUGUUGAGAGCGUGCGUGAUGGAUUUCGGGGGAAACUGGGAUGAACAUUUGCCUUUAGUGGAAUUUUCGUAUAAUAAUAGCUACCAAAGUAGCAUACAAAUGGCGCCAUAUGAGAUAUUGUAUGGGAGAAGGUGUAGAACCCCUGUUUGUUGGGGAGAAGUAGGACAAAGAGAACUCGCACCAAAUGAUGUGGUGGAGAUAACUAAUGAAAAGAUCGACAUUGUACGGGCUCGAUUAAAAGCAGCGCAAGACCGACAAAAGUCCUAUGCGGAUGAAAGAAGACGCCCUAUUGAGUUUCAAGUGGGGGACCGAGUGUUCCUGAAAGUGUCCCCGUGGAAAGGCAUAAUCCGAUUUCGGAAGCGAGGAAAGUUGGGUCCUCGAUAUAUCGGACCGUUCGAGAUUUUAGCUCGAGUUGGAAAGGUGGCCUACCGGUUAAGGUUACCUCCCUCCUUAGAGGGAAUUCACAAUACCUUCCAUGUGUCACAAUUGCGGAAAUGUAUAACGGAUGAAACGGCUCAUGUACCUCUUGUAGACAUUGAGAUAGACGAGAAAAUGAAUUACAUAGAAAGGCCGGUAGCCAUAAGGGAUUCAAAGAUAAAGACUCUUCGCAACAAAGAAAUUAAACAAGUUCUAGUUCAAUGGCAACACAGAAAGGGGUCGGAUCUCACUUGGGAAGUGGAGGAUGAAAUGAAAAAGUUCUACCCGUCUUUGUUUGGUACGUAA
Messenger RNA from Helianthus annuus (common sunflower), 3411 nucleotides. RefSeq lists its product as uncharacterized. The coding region runs from base 1 to 3411 and encodes 1136 amino acids. The transcript is spliced from 3 exons. The record is from RefSeq and is a predicted model, not a curated record. Lineage: Eukaryota; Viridiplantae; Streptophyta; Magnoliopsida; Asterales; Asteraceae. Gene Ontology annotation, molecular function: nucleic acid binding; zinc ion binding; aspartic-type endopeptidase activity. Gene Ontology annotation, biological process: proteolysis; DNA integration.